Molecule: messenger RNA, 1163 nt
Organism: Pelagomonas calceolata
Lineage: Eukaryota; Pelagophyceae; Pelagomonadales; Pelagomonadaceae
Source: the annotation of a GenBank genome assembly
GAUGCGCAUAUGCGCGCAGCGAGACGACGCAGCAUACUACUGCGCACGCCGAGCCGCAUCGGUGCUUGCACGUUGCCAGUGAUAGCGCACAGCAACACUGCAGCAGCGCUCGACGCCGUCGACGCGCAAGCGAGCAGUAGCAAUACAAUAACUGCAGCAACCAUGGGCCGCACGCGACCGACAAUAGGCAACAAGCAGCAGCGCGCCAAGAUCUGGGCGCGCGAGAAGACGCAGAAGCGCGAGGAGAAGGACAAGCGGAAGGAACAAAGACGGAAGAAGCGGAGCCGCCAGCACGAUUUAUUAAGGGACGGCGGCGAGCUGGGCGAGGGCCUCGAGCCCGCGCUGCAGCCGCGCACGCUGGAGAACACGCGCGAGGAGGAGCCGACGCGCGUGUUGGAGGGGGACGCCGAAAUCUUGCGGGACGAGGCCGACGACGAGUUCGCGGCGCACGAGUACCGCGAGGGGUUUAGUGGCGAGCCGCACCCGGACUUCGUGCCGCCGAAAGUCCUCGUCACCACCAGACCGCGGCCGUCGAAGGAAUUGUUUCGGUUCGUGGCCGAUUUAAUAAGCGUCGUGCCGAACGCGUUCUUCUACCCGCGGCGGCACUUCAGCGUGCAGGACAUUUGUAGGAAGGGGUCGGAGCAGAACUUUUCUCACGUCAUCGUCUUGUCGGAGCGCGCGAAGAAGUGCAACGGUCUCAUACUCUCGAAGCUGCCCCACGGCCCGACGGCCUUCUUCAAGGUGAGCAACGUGCAGGUCUCGGACAGCGUCCCGGGCGCGGGGCGGCGGACGGAGCACCAGCCCGAGAUCCUGCUGAACAACUUCACGACGCGGUUGGGGCGGCGCGUCGGCCGCAUGCUGUCGUCCCUGUUCUACAGCAAGCCGGCGUUCCAAGGCAGGCAGUGCGUGACCUUCCACAACCAGCGCGACUACAUUUUCGUCAGGCACCACCGGUACAUCUUCGAGGAGCGGCCCGUCGACAAAAGGAAAAGAAAAGUCAUCGCGCGGCUCCAGGAGCUCGGGCCGCGCUUCACGUUACGAUUAAGGUGGCUCCAGGACGGCACCUUCGACACGAAGUUCGGCGCCUACGAGUGGCUCCACCGGCGCAAGCAGAUGGACGUGUCGCGGCGCAAGUUCCACCUUUGAUUAACCUUGUGUCACGU